Messenger RNA from Trypanosoma grayi, 210 nucleotides. RefSeq lists its product as hypothetical. NCBI's taxonomy places the organism in Eukaryota, Euglenozoa, Kinetoplastea, Trypanosomatida, Trypanosomatidae. Bases 1 to 210 code for a protein of 69 amino acids. The record is from RefSeq and is a predicted model, not a curated record. The transcript has a single exon.
AUGGGCCUAACGACUCUCAGGGCCUUCAUUGAACAUUGUGGUCGUACACCCUUUUCAUUUGAGUACCAGCUGAAUUUCAGUAUGCAGGUGCAUCAUGCUGAGGGCACUGUGGGUAUUGAAAACGGUGAACUUACUGUUCAUCUGAACAAUGGCACAAAGGCAAAACAUUGUUUCUUUGCGGCGCUCCAUGAUGCCCUUCAAGAUGUCUAA